AUGAAUGUAAAAGUAGAGGAAGGACAUCCUUCUAACAGUUACGAGGAAAAAAAAAAGAGAAAAAUUAAAAAAAAAAAAUAUAUACAAAAUGAUAGUGCGAGUGAUAAUGUGGAAAAUAAUGUGGAUGAUAAAGUGAAUGAUAAUAAAAAUAAUAGUACAAAUAAUAAUACAAAUAAUAAUACAAAUGAUAAUACAAAUGAUAAUACAAAUGAUAAUACAAAUAAUAAUACAAAUGAUAAUGAAAAAAGUAAUUCUAAACAUAAAAAGAAAAAUACAUCAAAAAGUAAUAUAUGUGAUGGAAAAAAAAAGAAAAUUGAAUUUCACAAGUUAUAUGAAAGUGAUGAUAAUAAUAACAUGUCUAGAACAAGUAGUGUUCAGAGUAUAGGUGAAGAAAAGAAAAUCAAAUCAGUUGUAAAAAAAAAUGAUAUUAAUGAUAAAAUAAAAUUAAAUACAUUAAUGUUACAAUCAUAUUUACAUAAAAGUUAUGAUAAAGUAUCUAAUAUUUUAAAAAAAACAUCACAGUCAUUUAUGAAAAAAAGUCUAAGUUAUGAAGACGAAAAAGGAAAUGAUAAAACUGGAAUUAAUAUACAAAAUAAUAAGAAUGAAAAGAAUGAAACACAUGAACAUAUUAAUUAUGAAGAAAAUAAUUUUAUACAAAAUUAUAAUAAAAUAUUUAACCAUAUGAAUGAUAAUCCAACCAAUAAAUUAUCAGAUGAAGAAACAAAGUUUUUUGAAAAAAAUUCACAAUUCAUAAAUAAAAUGUUAGAUGAAAAUGUUACUUGUGAAAAAAAGAAAAAAGAAAAAAUUUUAAAAAAAUAUAAAAAAAAAAUUAUAGAAAAUGAAGAUAUAUCAUCCUUGUAUGAUAAAUUCAAAGAAUUAUUAGAUGAAAGAACAUUAUUAAUUAAACUAAUUAUGUACUAUAAAAAUAUGAAUUACAAUUAUAAACAACAUCUGGAAAAAAUUCAGCAUUCUUAUGAUAUACUUAUUUCAGAAAAUGAACAAUUAAAUUUAAAUAAUAUCACUUUGAAAAAGCAUAUCGAUUUAUUUAGAAACAAUGAUAAUAUAAAAAGAGAUGAUGACGAAAAUGUUAAGUGUUAA
Molecule: messenger RNA, 1098 nt
Organism: Plasmodium adleri (nom. inval.)
Lineage: Eukaryota; Apicomplexa; Aconoidasida; Haemosporida; Plasmodiidae
Product: conserved Plasmodium protein, unknown function
Exons: 1
Coding region: 1-1098 (365 amino acids)
Source: RefSeq, a predicted model, not a curated record